Molecule: messenger RNA, 450 nt
Organism: Cladocopium goreaui
Lineage: Eukaryota; Dinophyceae; Suessiales; Symbiodiniaceae
Source: the annotation of a GenBank genome assembly
AUGCGGGACAGGGUGGAGUUGCUGAAUCGGGACAGGGUGGAGUUGCUGAAUCGGGACAGGGUGGAGUUGCUGAAUCGGGACAGGGUGGAGUUGCUGAAUCGGGACAGGGUGGAGUUGCUGAAUCGGGACAGGGUGGAGUUGCUGAAUCGGGACAGGGUGGAGUUGCUGGAUCGGGACAGGGUGGAGUUGCUGAAUCGGGACAGGGUGGAGUUGCUGAAUCGGGACAGGGUGGAGUUGCUGAAUCGGACAGGGGUGGAGUUGCUGAAUCGGGACAGGGUGGAGUUGCUGAAUCGGGACAGGGUGGAGUUGCUGAAUCGGGACAGGGUGGAGUUGCUGAAUCGGGACAGGGUGGAGUUGCUGAAUCGGGACAGGGUGGAGUUGCUGAAUCGGGACAGGGUGGAGUUGCUGAAUCGGGACAACCCGGAGUUUCUGAAUCCUUGGAGUUUCUGA